AGAGAAUCAAGGGGUUGAUAAAUUGAUACAAAUUGAAUUAAUAACAUAUGGAUGAGAAUUUGAUGAGAAGGGAGGAGAAAUGGAGGAUACUUGGUGGACAAUGGAGGAAACUGGAUGAGAAAUGGAAAAUAAAGAAGGAAAAUGGAGGAAAAUGGAGGAAAGUGGAUGAGAAAUGGAGGAGAAGACAGUGUAACAGUGCAGAGAAGGGGAGGAGAAAUGGAGAGAAUUAAUACUUUGCUGAGAGAAGCCUCCAUGGAACCUAUGCCGGAACCCAGGCACUGGGUUCCACCGAACCCAGUGCUGGGGUUCCAUCCAACCCAAGCAUUGGGUUCGAUGGAACCCGUGCCUGGGUUCCCUGGAACCCAAGCGCUGGGGGUUCCACCGAACCCAGGCGAUUUCUCCUCAUAAUUGCUGAGGCUUGGCCACUCUUAUCUGCUAUAAAACACACUCAAAGACUUGGUGUUAGUAGAGCUUGUUUUGAAUCUGAUAAUUGCAUUGUGGUUAAUUGUGUCUUGGACAAGCAAGCUGGUGUUCCUUGGGAGAUUUCCUUAAUAGUGAGGGCUAUUAGAGAGAGGUUUUCAUCUAAGCCUCAGUUUACCGUCCCUAAUGUGUUAAGGCAAUGCAAUAGAUUUCCAGAUUGGGUGGCUGGCCAUGUUUUGAAGGGUACGUAAUUACUCAUAUUUAUGGCCGCAAAGACCAAUAUUACAUCCUUGCUUUUUUUUCUUCUGUUUUUUUUUUUUAUUAAUUUUGAUUGUAUAAUGAAAGGUAAAUAUCUCUCAUCCCUUAUCUCAUCAUAUUCAUAUAUCAUGCGACCUAAAUUCAAAACAUCUAACUUUUAACAGAAGAAGAUAACUACUGAAUUAUUUAAGUCGUUGGUACAUCCAUACUUAGAUUGGUUGGUAAGGAGAUUGUGUAAUUUGUUCCUGGAUUAUUUUGUAGCUAAGCUUAAUUUGUAUUCUGUAUCAUGUUCAUUUAAUGAAAUGUGUUGCCUUUU
Rubroshorea leprosula is the source of this 994-nucleotide messenger RNA. The record is from the annotation of a GenBank genome assembly. Lineage: Eukaryota; Viridiplantae; Streptophyta; Magnoliopsida; Malvales; Dipterocarpaceae.